AGCUUAUACUUGCUAAUAUUUCUAGAAUCAUAAUGAGUAAGAGAAGUGUAGACGAAGAAGAUCCAGAUGUUUUGGAGCAGCAACAUUUCCAGCAUGUUGUGGACGCUUUCAUGUUCUACAGAACAAGUUCCCAACGACAAGCAGAGCGAAAAAUGAAGUCUUUGCAGAAAAUCUCGCAACAACAUUAUGACAUGAUUCCAACUUUAUCGGAUAGAUUAAAAGACAUGAUAAUUGCAAUCGAUGUGAAUUACGAAUUCAUUAAGAAGAUUGUUGGCUUCACAGAAGGUAUGUUUACUAACUCUUCCUUACAAGCAGGAGUAACCCGUGGUCAAGCUACCCCAUUGUCUGGCGACGAUCUCGACCGUGUUAGGACUACAUUAAGGCAAUGCGUAAGAGAUUGGGCCGAAGAAGGAAAAACAGAGAGAGAAAAAUGCUACACACCAAUACUGAAGGAACUAGAAGAGCUAUUCCCAAGUGAUUUAUUUAACCGUUCAUCAGUAUCUGUGUUAGUACCGGGUGCUGGGUUAGGUAGGCUAAUGUUUGAAAUUGCAAAUAAUGGCUUUACUUGCCAGGGUAACGAGUUCAGUCUGUAUAUGCUUUUUGCAUCAAACUAUAUUUUGAAUAUGACUUACGAAACAGAAUGUAUUACUAUUCACCCGUGGAUUCAUCAAACAUGUAAUGUGGUUGGGUCAAACGACCAGUUAAGAGAAGUAAAAAUCCCUGAUGUCAAUCCAAGCUGUGUUGGUCCAAAUUCAACUUUUUCCAUGGCUGCUGGCGAUUUCUUAGAAGUUUAUACGGAACCUAAUGUGUGGGACUGUGUUGCAAUGUGUUUUUUUCUUGACACAGCGCACAAUGUUAUUGAUUAUAUUGAGAAAGUGUACAACAUAUUAAAGCCGGGAGGGUAUUGGAUAAAUUUCGGUCCAUUACUCUAUCACUUUGCUGACCUGCGUGAAGAAGUGUCAAUAGAACUUACUUAUGAAGAGGUGAAAGAUGUUAUACUGAACAAGUUUAAGUUUAUCCUGGUGAAAGAAAACAUGGCAAUAAAAUCCACGUACGUCAACAAUCCACGGUCUAUGUUAAGUAUGGUGUAUGAAUGUGCGUUCUUUGUUGUUCAAAAACCUUUUGUGGAGGAAUAGCAUACAUACAAAUAAAAAUAGCGCAUCAUCUUUAACUUUAAUAAGUUAUUCCCAUUAAAAAAAAAGAAGUUCGUUGGCAAGUAGACAGGAAAGUUGGCAAGUAGACAGGAUAGUUGCUUAUGAAUUUUUUAAAUUCUUUAUCACGCUGUAAUAAAAGUUGUUUUUAAAAUGGCCAUGUAAUUUAAAUGUAGUAUUAAAACUUAGGUUAAAAUAUAUUUUUCAAUUUCUGAA
Messenger RNA from Hydractinia symbiolongicarpus, 1367 nucleotides. Its product is annotated as carnosine N-methyltransferase-like. Bases 33 to 1136 code for a protein of 367 amino acids. The record is from RefSeq and is a predicted model, not a curated record. Lineage: Eukaryota; Metazoa; Cnidaria; Hydrozoa; Anthoathecata; Hydractiniidae. Gene Ontology annotation, molecular function: S-adenosylmethionine-dependent methyltransferase activity. The transcript has a single exon.